UUAUGUUUUAGUUUACUUUAGUUUAAUGUAGUGUGUAAAUCGGUUUGUUAUGAUGCACAGCGUGAUGUGGCCUAUAUAUUUCUUGCAAUUUUCGUCUCUUGAUGGUUUCCUUGGCCAAUCGUCACUGUCGAACAAUCAUAGUGACAAUGCUUUUUUGCUAAAAUUACGAUUACGGAGUUUACACUAAUUCCACCCCAGGAACUGAAAGAUCUCGUACUUUUUGAUACUAUUGCCAUAAACAGUCUCGUUACGGAACCGCAAGAUGUGGCGAAAAUUAAUCACAAUAUUAUGGAAAAAUUUAGUCAUCAGAAAACGACAUUGGGUUUUAACUAUUAGUGAAAUCGUAAUCCCCAUAAUACUGUUUACUUUGGUGGCUUAUGGAAGGUCAAAAAUUAGUGGAAUGAGUAAAGUGCAUAUCAAAGAACCUACAUACUAUGACGUCACUGAUACACACAACAUAUACUCUCAUUUAGAUGUUGACGAACUGAAACUUUGGUAUGCACCACGCACAAAUUUUACAAGAGAGAUAAUAAUUAAAGUUCAAGACAAACUUCAAAUACGAAGAGAUAGUGUAAAAGAGUUUGAUUCUACCAGUGAACUGUUGUUAGAGUUUGGAAAAAACGCAACAACCCUGAUUGCUGCUAUUAAUUUUGAUGUUCACGAUACAAAUCAUUUAAACUAUGACCUAACAAUUUACGAUAAAUAUUUUAGAUGGAACACAGAUAAAUUAUUUAUACCUUUGUUCACUCAGGAAGAAGGAAGAAUGUCUAAUUAUUUGUCUAAAGGUUUUGCUGCGUUACAACUGGCCAUAGAUAUGUCUUUCGUGGAGUUCCAUCUCGAUAACGAUAAAGAAAAGAAAAAUAAAGCGAUAGAAUUUUCUUUACAACAAUUCCCAGACCCACCUCGCACUGAUGAUUCCGGAGUCAAUCAAUUAUUUGUUCAUUUUUUGCCAAUUGUUACUAUUUUCAGUUUCAUAUUUUUAUGCCCGGCAGUAUUACAACGCGUUGGAGAAGAAAAAUUUUCGGGAACCAAAGAAUAUAUGAAAAUGAUUGGUCUGAAGUCAUCUUUAAUUUGGUUGGGAUGGUUUAUACAUGCUCUGAUGACCAACAUAUUCUCCAUUAUAAUAAUUGUGGUAUUAAUGAAGGUACCGUUUUGGGGAGUCUCAUAUCCACCGAUAGAACAUUCAGAUGGCACAGUUUUAUUUACAUUCCUGUUUUUGUACUGUAUGGCAGCUAUAACCUUCUGCUUUUUUAUUGCUAGUGUUGUCAACACACCAUCCGUGGCAACAGUAGUCGGAAUAUUGUUGUGGCUUAUUUCAUACUUUGUACCACAAUCAUUUAUAAAUUCCCAUGAAACUUUACAAUGGAAAUAUAAAAUGCCUUUCGCCCUUUUUCCUAAUAUGGCACUUUCUUAUGGUUACUCUUCUAUAUCAAUAUACGAAAUGAGAGAGGUUGGUAUUCACUGGAAUAAUAUUUUCCAGCCAGGAAGUGGAGAUGAUAACGAUAUAACGAUGGGAAAUGUGUUCAUAACAUUGAUAUUUGACAUGAUAUUAUUCAUGAUGCUCACACUUUACAUUGAAAAUGUUAAACCAGGAGAAUACGGAAUUUCUAAGCCAUAUAAUUUCCCAUACACCAAUUUUGUCUCUAUCAUGAAACUGUUUCAGUGUCUAAAAAAAAGUUUUGUGCAGUUGAAACGAUGUCUGGAUCAUCGAGUUCAAAACUCAUCGGAAGACAUAUUAUUACAAGACUCAGAGAUGGAAUACACAUCAACACAAACACCGUGUAUUCAAAUCGUUAAACUUUGUAAGAAAUACUCCCAUCAUGUGGCUGUGGAUGAUUUGACAAUGGACAUAUACAAAAAUCGCAUCACAGUGUUAUUAGGUCAAAAUGGUGCAGGAAAAACUACGACAAUGUCUAUUCUAACAGGAAUGAUCAACGCAACAAAGGGCGCAGUGUUAAUUAAUGGACAAAACAUUAAAACUCACACAGAUGACGUUAGGAAGCUAAUGGGCUUUUGUCCACAACACAAUCUGUUGUUCCCAGAUUUGACUGUUCAGGAACACCUAAAGUUUUUUGCAAGAUUGAAAGGGUCGAAAACUCGUGAUGACGAUUCCAAAGAGAUGCUAAAAAUUCUUGGAAUAGAGGAAAAAGCAAAUGAAAUGGCAAACGUCUUAUCUGGCGGAAUAAAACGGAAGCUCUGUCUUGGAAUGGCUUUAAUUGGAAAUUCAGAGGUUUUGAUUUUGGAUCAACCGACAUCCGGAAUGGAUCCAGAAUCUCGUAGAAAAAUCUGGAAUUUGCUACUGGAAUAUAGAAAAACUAAAACCAUAUUGAUAACAACACACUGUAUGGAAGAGGCUGACGUACUUGGAGACAUGAUAGCUAUCAUGGCAAAUGGUCGAUUACAAUGUUACGACACACCACUAAACUUGAAGACAAAAUACAAUACUGGUUAUCACUUAAAUUUGUUACUUGAUUCAAAUAGUGAUACAAAUGAAAUAGAGAAAACCGUUAAAUUGCAUUUUCCAGAAGUUAAACAGAUUCGUAGGAGAGAUGACUCUAUCGUCUAUUUGUUACCACUUUGGCAAGGAGCGAAGUAUGCACAAGUGAUUGAGGCUUUGGAAACGAAUCAAAAUACUUUAGGAAUUAAGGACAUCAACAUGGAUUUAACAACUCUUAAUGAUGUGUUUUUAAAAGCAUGUGACACCAAUAAGAACCAAGACGAGAUUGAUGGUGAAAAUGAAAGAGAAGCAGAAACUUUAUCGAUGAAUACUUGGCAAACAGAUUCGCAAGGCAGAUGCUGCUUUGGAAAUAUUGGAAAUCAAUUUUCAGCAUUAAUGAAAAAGCGUUGGUACUUUUUUCAGAAAAAGUUUUACUGGUUUAUUCCAGCAAUUCUUGUUUGCAUCUGCAUUUUCUUAUUGGCAAUUUGGUUAGGAAUGUCAAAUUCAGACAGUUAUGAUGGUGGUGGUCCAUCGAUGAACUAUUCGUUGCAAGUAUAUGGAAAGCCUAAAGUAUACUAUGGUGGUAAAAAGACUACAGAUCCUUUUCUCGAUACCAUGGGAAUUUUCUACAAAAAGUUUGUAAUGGAUGAAAACGCGAAACCUGUGUUGAGCGAAAAUAUUUCCGGUGACAUAAUAAAAGAAGGCGUCAAAAACAUAGCGUUUUACAAGAAGCACAUGAUCACAGCAAUUGAAUUCAACAGUACUUCAAACGAAACAGGAGUCGUUGUAAAUGCCAUGUAUUCAUCUGAAACAGUGCAUGGGAUACCUAUUUCCAUCAAUCUUGCAAUGAAUGCCAUUGCUAAAGCUUGGCUUGGUGGUAAUUUUUCAAUCACUACGCGUAAUACUCCUCUGAAACCAAUGUACUCUCAAGAUGCACCUUCAGAAUUAUCCAUUGUAAACGUUGCAAGUGUGUGGUUAAUCUUAAUUCCUAUUAGCAUGUUUUUCUUCAUGAGCAAUUUUAUCGUAUUUCCCCAUACAGAAGUAUCAACAGAUUUUAUAAAGAUUCAAACGAUUGCAGGAAUUAAAACAUAUUUCUACUGGCUAACAAAUGUUGGCUUUGAUGCAUUAUUUUCAGUGCUUCCAAUGGCGACACUGUGUAUUUUUCUGUUGUUAAUAAAUCAACUUCUUUAUAACGGGUAUGCUUUCCAGAAAGCAGAUAUCGAGGCAAUGUUUACGAUAUAUGGAACUUACAUCAUAGUGGCUUUGCCAUUUACCUAUCUAUUUAGUUUUCGAAAAACAAUUACAGGAGGCUUUGCCCUUUUUCUUAUGUUAGGUAUUUUUUUCGGUAUUGUUCCAUCGCUAAUCAUCGCUGCAAUGGAAUUUUCGCACCAAGAGUAUUAUAUCAAAAUUGCAAAGUGUUUAACACCUAUGUUAGUAGCAAUAAGUCCACAAUUUGCAAUGAGUUACAUAAAUGUUAAGUUUGCGAAGAAAUACAUUGACAAUUUCAACUGGAAAUAUAUGGACCCUAAAAAACGGUCUCAUAAUUGUAACAUCAAUCCAAAUCCCUGCUGCAAUGGAGACGACACAACUUCUUGUCACAAUUACCAAAAUUAUUUUCGAAAUGAAGAAUUGGGAAUUGGGAAUGAUCUAGCAAUAAUGCUCGUGGCAUUUGUUAUAUAUUUUGCAAUCUUAAUUUUCAUGAAGAGUGAACUUCACGAAAAAAUUAUGCACGUCUUGAAAUAUCCAUGCUCUAUUAACAUUUUUAAAACCCACUACAAAAAAAGUGAAAAGGAUGAAGACUUCACCGAAGAUACAUCUCUUCAAGUUACAAAUUUAACUAAAACAUUUGGAAGACAAACUAUAGUGAAGAAAUUAAAAUUUUAUUUAAAAAAUAAUAAAUGUUUCGGAUUACUCGGUGUCAACGGUGCUGGAAAGUCUACCACAUUCCGCAUGUUAACGAAGAAUUUAUUUUUCGAUAACGGCAGUAUUGCUUUAAACCCGGAAAACAAAAAAAAAGCAAUAACGAUAAACCAACCAGAGUACUGUCAAAAAAUUGGUUAUUGUCCUCAAGAAGAUUGUUUGAAUUAUUUUCUAACUGGACGAGAACUAAUACGUGUUAUGGCAUACUUAAAAGGUUACUCGGGUGAAGACGUAAACAAAGUAACUGACAGUUUAUUGACUUCUUUUGGUUUAAAACCUUACGCUGAUAAACCGUGUUCUGAAUACAGCGGAGGAAACAAAAGAAAACUAAGCUCUUGUAUAGCGUUUUUAGGAUCUCCUAAGGUCAUUUGCCUCGAUGAGCCCACAAGUGGUGUCGAUCCAGCAAGUCGACGCAAAUUUUGGGGUAUAUUAUCAUUGUUCAAGAAAAUGAAAGGGACAUCUUUUUUGCUUUGCUCUCAUAGCAUGGAAGAAUGUGAAAAUUUGUGUGAUGAAAUAGCAAUUAUGAAAAGUGGUGAAAUUAAAGAUCAAGGGAGUCUUUUGUGUCUGAAAAAAAAAUACCAAAAAGGUUUUAAAAUUGCUGUGACACUUACAAGCGAAACAAACAACUCAGAAGAAAUCAAAAAGCACAUGGAAGACAAAUUAAAAGCUCAGCUUAAAGAGGAAUACGCUAAUACGUUAACUUACGAAGUCGUGGACGGUAACCAAAGGUUGAGUAGAUUGUUUUCUGACUUACAGACAAUGAAGGAUAUGUAUAAAGAACAAGUAGAGGAUUAUGCAGUGAACCAAAUUUCAUUGGAAGAUAUAUUCCUAACCGUUGCAGAAGAAACCUAGGCUUGUGGGACCAAGAACACAAUGUGGAUAAAUGGUUGAAUACAAUUCUGUUGACAUAGCAAUUUGCUUCUGCAGAACUACGCGGUUUAGAGAUGAUGGAGUAAUGGUGGGUAGUUGUAUACUAUAAGUCAUAUAAAUAAUAAUAAUUUAAUAUCCAAUCUAUCGAUAUCUUCGAGAAUAAGAAUUUUAAAUUUAAUUAUAUAAGUUAAGCCAAAGAUUUACACAGCAGUAUUUAAAAACCGUUUUUAGAUUAUUUUCUGUGAAAUUCGACACAAAAAUAUCUUUCCACUGAAAUUACCAGUUUGCAAACUUCUGGUUUUUAUUGCAAACAUUACCUACCUAUUUUUGUACAAAUGGUUUUUUUUUUGUGUGUUUACUUUCUCUUUGUGGAAAUUAUCCAGCACUAGAACAUCCAAAAAUUACUUCAUCAACCAAAUAUUGGGCCGUUCUACAAAAAAUUUUGUUGCUGAGUUGCAUGUCAAAAUGAAUGAAUUGAUUUCUGUAAAAACUUAGGAACUCAGAUUUGAGAAGUUUGCUAUUUGGAAAAUGAAGUUGCCGCAGAAACAAUUACAUCUCAACUGAGUUUCCAAGAAUGCAGAGCAAAUAAAGACGAUUUUGUGAGAUUUUGCCUACUUUUUGAGAUACUGAUAUAUUUAUGUUAAAAUGCGAUUUUUUCGUUAUUAAUCUUUUAUUGUAAUUCGAAUUUUUUCUUUAAUUCUCAUAUUUUUAAACUAAAUUUUUUGAUAUUUAUUACGUCUUAUUUUAAAAUUUCCUAGUUUUACCUGCGUGUUCAACGAUUGUACACAAUGCAUCUGUGAUUGUAUUUAUAUCUUUAAAUUUCUUUAAAAAAUCUUUAUUAUGUGCGCGAAACGUGCGUCGAAAUUUUUAAUAAACGAGAUUUUUUAUUACUGAAAAUUUUGAAAUUGAUCUAAAAGAGAGUCGUUAAUAUUCAGAAAUUAUUUAUGAACAAUAAAGGUAAUCAGUUAAUAUUAUCUUAUUCUAAUUGAGUAUUUUUAAAAUCAAGUUGUGUCGCAAACAAUCAAAACUGCGAUAUAUAAUUUGCGGUUGAUGUUAGAGGCAUCGCUUGAGUUUAAAAAUGUUUGUUACAGCAAAUAGUUCCUUACAAAAAUUGUUUUUUACAACUUUGCCGCUGUUCAACUUCAAAAUCUUCAAUAUUUAAAAAAUCUCGCUUACUGAAAAUUUCGAUACACCUUUUGUGCAGGCAAUGAAGAACGAAAUUUAAAGGCAGCAAUACAAUAAAAGUUGUAUUUAUUUACUACUACUUACUAUUGAUCUUGGUGAUUUUGAAGAAUUUGUAAAUCCUAUUCAUGAAUGUCAGGUUUUAGCUAGAAAUCAUAUUUUGGUCGAAUUUUAUGAGUCCUGAAGCAUAUUUCGACUUGUUUUUUGCUAGUUAAACUCAUUGGGGUCAGUAAAUGAUGUACCUUACUUAACCGUUGUAAUAAUUCAACUGGCACCCUGUAGCACGCGACGAGUAAGUUCAAAAUGAAAUAUCUACCAGAAAUUCUUGAAAUCAUGUUUAUUUAAAUCCAUGCUCAUUAAAAAAGUCAUUUUACUACAUUAUUACCAUUCUCCCAUGUACCCAAGUGUCAGCGUAACAAAAUUUUUGAGCAAAUUCGAGUUGAACUUUUUUGAACAAUGGCCAAAACAAUUGUAAAAUCCCUCUAUAAAUUAGGAAAAAUUACUACACUAUUCGAUAUUUAACGUUCACAACACUUCACAGCACGAUUAGUUGAAAAUCUUAAUAGAAGUAUGUAAACCGAGACAUGGUCCUAGUGAGUGCUAGGCUAUAAAAACCAAGCAUUGUUUCGGUGAAUACUUCUAUAGCAACCCUAAACGUUAACAACCGAAUAUUGGAGUCCUUUUUAAUUAUUUCGAAACGAACUAUAAAAUACGAGUAACAAUAGAAGUAUGUUUGGAAUUUUUGACUGUUUACAUAAUCAUAGAUAAAAUUUUCUUUCCCCUUUAGCAAUAAACAACUGAAGCAUCUUAAUUAUUGUAAGCACAUUACUCAUAAAGGUAAUGUUCUCAAAUGAAAACAGAAGCUUAAAAAUUGUAUUGACUAUUUAUGAAAAGUAAAAAAUAUUUGAAUUAAAAAUUACCAAAUACUUUGCUAUGCAAUGAUUUAAUUCACUGAAAGGCAACUUGGUAAAAACUGCGUCAAUGCAAUAUUUGUGAUACAUCUGUGAUAAAUUUUAUAGUUUAGGAUGAAAUGAAUCGAUUGGUUUUUGAAGUCGGUGCGUGCUAUUUUUUUUAUAUUGUUAGGGGACGGGGCGUCGCGACGUCGCGGGUUGACGGGGACGACCUGUCCUCACCUGUCGAGACACCGGCCCGAACCAGGAAGCCGGGUAUGCUCCGAUUUGGAAGUUCUGAGAAGAACUGGUUGCGUGCUUUAUUUGUGUGCUUGUGUAGGGAUUUAUUUGGGGCAAUAAAACCCUCGGUUAGAGAAUGCAGAGCGGUUUAUUGUGACUCCGAAGCGUACACUUUCACCGCUAGCUGACAAGUGAUGCUGAGCGGGAUUUCUAGCAGCCUUUUAUGCUUUUUUACCGUUUUCUGGACACCGUCUGGGCAGCGGAUUGGCUGCCGCCAGAUGUCACAGAAAACGGAGCAUAAUUGUUAUUUGCUUAUCGCCUAUUAACACUAAACUAAUUCUUGGCACUAAAUAUAUUAUCUACUAAUUACCUUACCCUAAUUAACCUAUUUUUUUCGCGAGCUGACGGCACACGCGCGCAAUUCUGCACCAGUAGGCGGGGCCCCGACCGAGGUAUUAAAUAUAACCACCGUCGGCGGGGCGGCCAGACUGGAAACAGCCGCCGCAGCACGCGAACCUAUUCUACGCUAAACUACUUUAUUAAUUAUCCUAAAACUUAAAUAAGGUCCUAAAGUAACUUAAUUAAUUGUGAAAUCAGGCCUCGGUCACGCUCUCCGGCAACAAUAUACAUGUAUAUUUUUACAACGUUGUACCCUUUUAUAAUUUUAAACAUGACUUCGGUUUUUCAAAUGCAGCCUCUGAAACUACCGAAUUUUUGCCCGUGUAUUUAAUACUAGCUUUAAGUUAGUUACAUGAACAAGAGACAUAAAAGAUUCAAUUUCGCAAAGUAAGUAGGUAUACAGUUAAUAUGUGUAUUUCAAAAUUGGGCGAUUUGUUUCAAUUUGUUUGUUUUUUUUUUUUAAACAAUCAACUUCAGUUGCAUUAAGCUCAGCGACCGCCAGAUUAGUUUUGAAUGUAAUGCUUUUCUAUUAAUUUUGUUUCUGUUUGAAGCUUAACAACAAAAUAUUGAGCAGAUACAUAUUUAUUUAUUUUAUGGAUAUAUCUUUUAAUGUUAUUUGUUCUGUGGUAAGCAAGGAAAAAUGUACCAACUUGUGCAACAAAGUGCUACCCAGAAAGUGUACAUACAUUAUUUUUUUAUUGGUGAUGAGUAUGACAUAAGUUUAAGAAUUUGGCUUUUGAUUGGAACUUAUAUGUUGUAUUGUAUACACAGACUAAUUUUAAAAGAACAUUAAACUUUCUUAUAUGAUUUAUUUAAAUUAUUUUUAUUAGUUAUUAUUGUUACUGGAUUAUAUUUUUGUAUUUUGUAAAAUGGAGAUUUUCCGUAAUAAAUUAUUAUUCUUAUUAUUAAUAAACUUAAAAAUAAAUUUGUUUUUCUAUAA
Zophobas morio is the source of this 8878-nucleotide messenger RNA. Its product is annotated as ATP-binding cassette sub-family A member 2-like. Bases 263 to 5209 code for a protein of 1648 amino acids. Lineage: Eukaryota; Metazoa; Arthropoda; Insecta; Coleoptera; Tenebrionidae. Gene Ontology annotation, molecular function: lipid carrier activity; ABC-type transporter activity; ATP hydrolysis activity. The record is from RefSeq and is a predicted model, not a curated record. Gene Ontology annotation, biological process: transmembrane transport; lipid transport. The transcript is spliced from 23 exons. Gene Ontology annotation, cellular component: intracellular membrane-bounded organelle; membrane.